This is a messenger RNA of Gilbertella persicaria, 856 nucleotides long. RefSeq names its product Yip1 domain-containing protein. Gene Ontology annotation, cellular component: membrane; trans-Golgi network. The transcript is spliced from 6 exons. The record is from RefSeq and is a predicted model, not a curated record. NCBI's taxonomy places the organism in Eukaryota, Fungi, Mucoromycota, Mucoromycetes, Mucorales, Choanephoraceae. The coding region runs from base 88 to 819 and encodes 243 amino acids. Gene Ontology annotation, biological process: endoplasmic reticulum to Golgi vesicle-mediated transport.
GAAGGGAGGGAGGAGCGGGAAAUACACUCAGAGUGCUAAAAGAUAUGCCGCUCAUGGGUUUAUCUCUCUCUUUUUCUUUUCUGCAAUAUGAUCUCACCUUCAAACCACUCUCAAGAGUUGUAUGAAAAUCCUUUUGCUUCUGCUCAGGAUAGUCAAAGUGCACUUAUAGAACCUGACAUUGACUUGACAGGGCAAUCUACACAAGAACAGGAACCACCUGCUGUGUUGCCCACAAGUCAACCAACAGAGAUACCAACACAAAGCAAUACAUCCAAUGUUUAUUCUGGCCAAGAUACGCUGGAUGAGCCAGUAACAACUACUAUUAUGCGUGACCUGAAAAAAGUAGGUAAUAAGCUACUUCAAGUCUUGCAGCCUAAUGGGGAUCGUCGUGUCUUGAAAGACUGGGAUCUCUGGGGCCCUCUUUUGUUAUGUUUAACAUUGGCCAUUGUAUUGAGUGUAAGAGCACCAGAUAAUCAAGCAGUACCUAUUUUCACUGGUAUUUUCGUGAUUGUGUGGGCUGGUGCUGCUAUUGUUACUAUCAAUGCCAAAUUAUUAGGUGGUGCUGUCAGUUUCUUCCAGUCUGUUUGUGUCAUUGGUUACUGCCUAUUUCCAAUUGUUGUCUCUGCUAUUGUGGCUACAUUUGUAUCACUGAUUUGGGUUCGAUUACCUAUCAGUAUUGUAUCUUUUGCAUGGGCGACUUAUGCUUCUGUUGGUUUUUUAUCAGAAUCACAAAUACAUUUGCAGAAUCGCCGUGCAUUAGCUGUAUUUCCUCUCUUUUUGUUUUAUUUUAUCAUUACAUGGCUUGUAUUAACAUCUUAGAAAAAAAUAUUUAUUAGAUUAAACUCUACACAGCAUA